CCUCUCAUUAUUUUUGGGUCCGGUGGCUUUUCCUUCUCUUAUGAAGUCAGCACAACCAAAAACCAAACAUGACUACUUCUGCUACUUGCCAUGUUUGACUCCUCAAAUGCCGCGAUCUAGUUUAACUUACUUAUUCCAAUCUCCCCCUGCUCAAAUUUUCGAAGAGCAGUAAGAUGGGAGGAGGAACAUAACUGCCGAGUUCACUUUGUCUUCAUGAUUAAAAUGGCUUCCUCAUCUACGGCGUCGUUUCGCAACUCCCUCCUGUCCUCCUCCCUCUCCUUUCCUUCUUCUUCGGACACCAAAAAUGGCGCCUUUACUUUAUCUUACUCUACAUCAAACCCGCCUCUGCUCCUGCUGAAAAGCUCGGAUCAUGAUUAUCGGCUAUGUCGAAACGCACCGUUUUGGGUCGUUUCGGAUUGCAAACCGAGAAGCUGGAUCACAGCCAGGAGGGAUGUCAGGCUGCAGGCAUCGGUGGUGAAAACGACCUCCGCCGAGGUCUCUAAUUCGUCGACAACAAAACGACGAGUCGUUUUGAGCUCGUUACUGACCGUUGCCCUCGCCGUCGGCAACAAGGUUCUUUACAAGCUCGCCCUCGUCCCCAUGAAACACCACCCCUUCUUCUUCGCCCAAUUCACCACCUUCGGAUAUGUGAUUAUAUACUUUUCAAUAUUGUACCUGCGGUAUCGUUCUGGGAUGGUGACUGAUGAAAUGAUUGCCCUUCCCAAAGCUCCCUUUGUGGCCAUUGGUGCAUUGGAUGCCCUCGGAGUCGCCGCGGGGAUGGCGGCCGUAGCCAUGCUUCCGGGACCGGCCAUACCCUUAUUGAGUCAGACAAUGUUAGUGUGGCAGUUGGGUUUUUCUUCUUUUAUCUUGGGAAAAAGAUACAGAUUCAAUCAGAUUGUUGGCUGCAUCCUUGUCGCUGUAGGUGUAGUGUUAGCUGUUGCAAGUGGGUCUGAUUCUGGCCGGAUGCUGUCUGGAGUUAAGCCUGUGUGGCCGAUACUACUAAUUGCUUCAAGUGCUUUUCAAGCUGGUGCAUUUAUCAUCAAGGAAUUUAUCUUUGUUGAUGCCCCUGUCCACCUUAAGGGAAAAUCACUCGACAUAUUGGUUGUCAAUUCUUUUGGAUCUGCAUAUCAGGCUCUUUUUGUACUUCUGUUUCUACCUUUCUUAUCAAAUAUGAGAGGCAUACCAUUUGCCCAACUUCCUGCAUAUCUAAAAGACGGUGCUGGUUGCUUUUUAAACAUUGGAGCUGGUGCAUCAGGUUGUAAUGGAGCUCCAUUGCUCCCCCUGCUUUACGUAGCUACCAAUCUGUUGUUCAAUAUAUCCUUGAUGAAUGUGGUAAAGAUUUCAUCGGCAGUUGUUUCUUCUCUCGUUGUGAUGUUUUCAGUGCCAAUUUCGAUUUACGUUCUUUCCCUUCCAUUGCCAUAUCUUGAAGUGGGUGCAACUUUGAGCCCCUUUUUCCUGUUUGGUAGUGCGAUUCUUGUCUUGGGUCUUAUUUUAUACAGCAUACCCCAGCCUGCCAAGGGUUGCUCUAAGAUUAAUUGAAAUAAUUUUUGUUAGAGAUGUUACAUGACCAUAAUUUGUUAAA
This is a messenger RNA of Argentina anserina (silverweed cinquefoil), 1582 nucleotides long. Its product is annotated as protein CLT2, chloroplastic-like. Lineage: Eukaryota; Viridiplantae; Streptophyta; Magnoliopsida; Rosales; Rosaceae. The transcript is spliced from 10 exons. Bases 214 to 1539 code for a protein of 441 amino acids. The record is from RefSeq and is a predicted model, not a curated record.